AUGGAAUAUCUAAAUAAAAGUGCCAUCAUAGGAAAACCUUCUAAAAAUUCACUUAGCAACGAAACAAGCCAAAAAUAUCAAAAUUUAGAAAAAGUUUCUGAAAAUUUUGAGUAUGAAAAGCGAGAAUCCAUUAUUCUCGACCAGCAAAUUGAAGAGCUGCAAAAAGAACUAGAAAACCUCAACCAAACCAACAGUGCUUUAUAUUCUGGGUCAUCUGAAUAUCAAUUACGAAACAAAGUCCUUGCGCUAGAAAAAAAACUUGGCCUUGAAACAACCCAUCUCAAUGAAUCUCGCUCACAAAAUAAAAUAAUCAGAGGAGAGGUCAACGGAAUCAGAAAGGACAAGACUUCUUAUCAUAUUUCAAUAAAAAACUUAAACAGCACUAUUGACAAUUUAACUCAGAGGGUUUCUGCUAAACAUGAUAAGCUCUCGCACAAUAUGGAGUCAGAUCUCCUAAACCAAACUCAAUUAAAAAAUUUAAGAAGCAAAAGCCAAAAGAAUACCAAUGAUUACAGCCAAAAAUUUAAUGAAUUAAGCUUUUUUAUUACUGAAGAAAGAGAAAGAGGUAUCAAAAUUAGGAAAAAAAUAGAAGAAGGAAUUUCUCAGCAAAUUAAAAAGCCCGUUGAUGCGGUAUUUAUAACUGACUUAUUGCAGAAACUUUUGAGGAAUUGAAAACGUAAAGUAAUAGAAAAGAAAAAUAUUUUAGAUAAUUACAUGAAGCAUAUUGAUAAUUUAGAAGACGCGUUUGAGCAAAUAGGGAAAGCAAAAGGGAUGUUCAGCUUAAAAGAAAUUACUACAGCAUUAAUAUACUGUAUAAAAUAGUAUUUAAUAUAUUUAUACACCAAUAGAUUUUCUAGGCUAUUUACCAUAAAAAUUAACUAAAUUCAGUAUAAAAUCAGAAGCUCAAUACCAGGAAGUAAAUAAUUACAUAAAUAAGCUGCAGGCUGAAAUUGAUUUUCUGACAGAAACCCAUGACGAAACUAGAGAAAUUAUUGAGUCUUAUAGGAUUGCAAAAAUUGAAGACUCUGAAAAAUUAAUUUCUUUCACACAGAAAUUAAGGAGCAAACAAGAAGAAUUUCGGAUCAAAAAAGAAUUAAAAAUCCAAGAGCUGAACAUUUUAAAGACAAAAUUCCAGUCAAUUAUGCCUGAAAUCAAAGUAUUUUUUAUAUAGAAAAUCUUAAAAUCCCUCAAAACAACACCUUUGGAGUUGACUUCGUCAGCUAAAACUGACAUUGAUGACAUUUCUACGCUAAACCAGCACAAUUUUACUAUUCCUCUUGGACAAAUAGAAGAAUAUAUAUGCUAUUUGCAGAUGUUUUUAGCUCAAAAAUCAGAAACUGAAGAAGAAGUUUGAAGAUCUAUUUCUUUAUUAAUUCCGAAUAAAGGCAGAAUCAGUGACCUUAAAGCAGUGACCAUAAAAGACGUGAUUGACUUAAAAGAUUUAUAUGCAGACCAAGAGCUUGAAGAAUCCAAAAGCCCAAUCCUCCUGGCUGACUUAAGAAAAAGAGCUAAAAAAAUCGUAAAUUCAACAACACCUGACCCUUUUGUUGGCAGAAGGUCUUUAAUUGUAUAA
Blepharisma stoltei is the source of this 1573-nucleotide messenger RNA. The record is from the annotation of a GenBank genome assembly. Lineage: Eukaryota; Ciliophora; Heterotrichea; Heterotrichida; Blepharismidae.